Molecule: messenger RNA, 669 nt
Organism: Neogale vison (American mink)
Lineage: Eukaryota; Metazoa; Chordata; Mammalia; Carnivora; Mustelidae
Product: histone H2A type 1-H-like
Exons: 3
Coding region: 1-669 (222 amino acids)
Cellular component (GO): nucleosome
Molecular function (GO): DNA binding; structural constituent of chromatin; protein heterodimerization activity
Source: RefSeq, a predicted model, not a curated record
AUGGCUGGUGGGGGCAAGCAGGGCGGCAAGGCGCGCGCCAAGGCCAAGACGCGCUCGUCGCGGGCGGGUCUGCAGUUCCUGGUGGGCCGCGUGCACCGCCUGCUCCGCAAGGGCAACUACUCGGAGCGCGUCGGGGCCGGCGCGCCCGUGUACCUGGCUGCCGUGCUCGAGUACCUGACGGCCGAGAUCCUGGAGCUGGCGGGCAACGCGGCACGCGACAACAAGAAGACGCGCAUCAUCCCGCGCCACCUGCAGCUGGCCAUCCGCAACGACGAGGAGCUCAACAAGCUGCUGGGCCGCGUCACCAUCGCGCAGGGCGGCGUGCUGCCCAACAUCCAGGCCGUGCUGCUGCCCAAGAAGACCGAGAGCCACCCUUAUAAAGUCCAGUCCAAGGAAUACCUCAGAAGCAGUGGGAAGAAGCAAGAAGGCCAGGCGGAGAGUAGAUGCACCGUGUUUCCUCCGGGGCUGGCAAGCGGCGAGCCCGUUGCGGGGGGGGAAGGUGGACUCACGAGCUGGCCGACCUGGGAGCUGCGAGCCCAGCGCUGGGCAGGGCAGGCAGCCAGUCCAUCAUCCAGGAACACCACGGGCCACCACCACAGAGAAGUUGUGAAUAAGGCUCUGGAGCUGCUGAGGAAGGUCUCCUGGCUCUCAGAAAAGAUUGAAAAGUGA